AAGUGAUUGGAAAAUGAUAAACAUUAUUGUCUCUGUGAAGUCUAACGAUCGAUUUCCGUGGAAGAGCAUUGUUGACAAAAACGAAUGGACCGGUGAAAUACUGAACUAACGCAUGGAACACCUGAAUUAUUGAUCUCAAUCAAAUGUAAUGAUUAAGCAAUGUGGCGAGUACCGCUUGAUGUUGGGAAGAUGGUGGGGAAUUCUAUUAAAACUGGGGCACCACGGGACGUUGUAAUAUGAAUAGGGAAUUUAAUUAAGGACGGAAGCUAGUGGACAGAUUUGACAGCAUGAAGCCUAAUUGUUUUCUACCAAUUUCUGCGGGACCAGCGACAUGUUUGUCGGGAGGCUAGUGGACAAUGAUGCUGCUGGGGUGGUGGUCAUUAUGUGUUUGUCUUUACUGGCUUGGUGGUGCUGGGACUUCUAAGGUAGAGGUCCUUCUUAUCUGCGAUCAAACUUUCCAAGAAAUUUGCCAAAAGAAGCAACAUGACGUAAAAGGUGACGUAGACGUGACGUUGGUAUCUGCCAAUGACAGCAACUCUUACAUCAGCCAUGUGGAAAACAUACACAGUUUGUUAUGGAAUGACAAGCAUUUUGACGUCCUUGUGAUAUUCGGGGACAGCAGCUUGAUAAGUGCCGCUGGCACAGUGGUUCAAGGAACCCGAAUACCAGUGAUUGCUUAUAACAAAGGCUCUGUACCAACGAUUUACCAAAAUGACGUAAUUUCCGUCAACUCCAACAUGUUCCAUCUUGGACAAGCCAUGAUGCAUCUUAUAAACAAUCUUAAGGUGGACACACAUGCCCACGUGUUCACGGACAUUAGUUUACUUUAUGAUGGUUUCCUGCAGGGGUUUUGGGAUGAAAGUCUUAAUUUUUCUCACUCCACGAUCUUGGAGGAAGACAAGGAGAAUGAAAUCUCUCUGUUCUUCUAUUUGAGGGAUUUACGGGAAAGUGGUGUAAAACAAUUUGUUGUGCAUACACGUCCAAAAUUGGUGUACCUCUUGAUGCGUGCAAACAAGCGUUUAGACAAAACAGGAAGGGGAUAUCAGUGGUUUUUAUCGGAUACAUCCUUGUUGGAUUUUAUGGAAAGCGAAAUCAUUCCAGAGGGAACACUUGUUGUAAAAUCUGCUCAGAAUGAUCAUGCUGUUGUGGAAUACACCUUAGGGCGGAUCUUUGAGGAGGUAGAAUAUAUCAGGCAGAAUUGUUUCACCAGUGACAUAUUCGAUUGCAUCAGAGAUAUUUCUUUAAACAAGUCCAGUAAGAAUAACCUCUUGUUAUCACAUGGAGUUGGUCACUUCGAGAUAAGCAAUCACUUUUGGAGAGUGAUCAAUGAAACAUACAAGGAGCUCGAGUGGAUGUCGGCCGGCAAAAUCUUUUAUAACAGCACCAAGCACAGCAUUCAGUGGUAUGGAAGCACAAUACUUGGACCACUUUUUCACAGUAAGAACUUCUAUCGCGUCGUCACCACUCCAUCGCCACCGUUUGUUAUGGUUAAAGGUCCCAUUGAUCAAGGGGAUUCUUGUUAUGGAAACAAAAUUUGUUUCAAAAUUCUCAGUGGGAAUCCUAUGUACCUCGGACCACACACUCGUCUGGAAGACUUCAAGAAGAACGUUGAAGUAGAGAUGUACUGUUGCAGUGGCUUUGUCAUGGAUAUACUUGAGUAUUUAUCAACAGAUCUUGACUUUGAUUACCUGGUUUAUUUCAGAGAUGAGGUCGGUCACAAUGCCACAGAUCGACGUGAGUCUAUGAUUUAUGAUGUGGGGAAUGGAACCGCAGAUAUCAUAGCGGGUGCUUUAACUAUAACGUCAAAUGAUAGCAAGACAUUACGUUUUACGGAGCCAUACUAUUUCUCAGGAUUUGCAAUGGCAGUGCCACUUGAAACGACAAAGCCAUCUAUGGACGCUUUUACAGCCCCAUUUGAUGGUUAUGUAUGGUUGGCAAUCUUUUUAAGUGCAACAACAGCAGCUUUAGCUACCUCACUGUUUGAAUGGAACAGUCCAUUCGGACUGAAUCCUUGGGGACGGAAACGUUUGAAGAAUUACACCCUUGGUUCGGCUUUGGUCAUGGUCUAUUCUGUUUUAUUUGGCCAUACCGUUAGCACAAAGUCGCCUAAAUCUUGGCCGGCAAAAGUUCUGCAGAACUUUUGGGCAGGACUCGCCAUUUUCAUUGUGGCUAGCUACACUGCAAACCUAGCGGCUUAUUUGGCAGGAAUCAGCAGGGUAGACGAAAUAAUCAGCAUCUUUGAUCAAAGUAUGAGUUCUAAGCGUGUAUAUGUAACGAGGUCAAGUCCCGCUGCUAACUAUCUCCGGGUAAUCAAAGAAAAACUAAAGAGGAAUAUUGUUAUAAAUGAGAUUUCUCCAGAAGAGACGCCUCAUAGCAUUGUCAAGCACUUAAGAGAUAAAACUUAUGACGUUUUCAUCAAUGAUCGUCUGCUUCUGGAGUAUACACUUGCACAGCACGACAACUGUUCAAUCAAAUUUAGUGGUCAUGACUUUGGAGAAAAUCUCUACGCAUUCGGAUUGAAUAGAGAUGCAAUUCAUCUGACGGAGAACAUGUCUUCGUUAAUUCUGAGUUACCUAGAAGGCGGACAAGUAACAGAAGCUAUGCAAAGAUAUAUCAAAAACCGGAACUGUGCAGCUCAAGGUGAGCGCUUUACCCGGAAGUAUGGUUUGGAUCACACGGGAGGCUUGUUCAUCAUUCUCUUGUCGGCCAUGUUUGUGGGUGCACUCCUGCUUAUCGUAGAGCUUUAUAUAUUCAAGUAUCUUGUACCAUAUCUGCGUAAAAAGCCCAAUGACAGCUUGUGGAAAAACAGAAAUAUUGAAUAUGUUAAUCAGAGACUGUAUCGCACGUUGAUGAGUGAGCGGUUAGUGUCUCCACAACAGACAGCACAGGAGAUGAUCAAAAUGGUUAGGGAAAGACGAUUCGACAGACUCUUCCUCAAAAACGAACUCCGAGAUCAUGGGAAGAUACACAAGAAGGGGGUUCCAAAGGGUCUUAGACUGAUAGAUAUUACAGACAACUUGAUAAGAUCGAAGAAAGCGGAAUCAGAAAUAUUUGCCACCACUUCCUCCAGUAAUUUGUAUUCUAUCAAUGAACAGGAAUAUGAUGACGAUUCACUCAGUGACAUCAGUGAUUACGCAACGGGUGACGAACAGGAUAUGCAAAUUUCUUUUGAAGAUAUAAAAGACACAGUACUAGACAGCUCGGAUGUGCCGAUUAACAAUCAAAGACAUGCUCAGUCGUCUUGUCCUGAGACAAUUCGAACGAAUUCGCUGAAGGUCACCCCAGGUCAGUAUGUACGCUGUAAGCAGUCUCGUGUUCGGUACAGUUCUGACUCCAAUUUAGGAGGAUCACACUCGAAUUCAUCAUAUAGACGGAAUAAAUCAUGUCCUAAUUUUCAAAAACGUCCAACUAAAGAAGAAAAGAAACAGAAGAUGUAUGAAAUAGACGAGAUUGAAAUGUUAGAAAUAGCAGCCCGACCUGAUAAAACAAAACUUAUUCGCAAAUCAAAGAGGGCCAAUAUCGGCCGGGCAUUCACAUUUUACGGAAAAUCUCUGAAAGACAAUAGGCUGAAAUCGUCCAUCCGGAGUCAUGCCAUGGCAACUCGUCGGCAUUCAGAGUCCGCGUUUGACGAUUGUGCAGUGGAUGCCCUCUCUAAAGAAGACCUGUUGGUUUUAUGGAAGAAAUCAGAGAUUGAGUUACAGACCAGUCUAAACAGAGUUACACAGGAAAAUGCCCACUUAAAGCGUCUUCUCCGGGUAGUGGAGGUGUCGGAAUCCGUACCCAGGGAAGAGGUGUCGAAAGAGGAACCUGCUCACAUCACUGCAACACCACUGUAAAAUCUCAGUCAUAGUCUGUAGUUACAUGAUUACUUCAUUC
This is a messenger RNA of Saccostrea cuccullata (small rock oyster), 3876 nucleotides long. RefSeq names its product glutamate receptor ionotropic, NMDA 1-like. The record is from RefSeq and is a predicted model, not a curated record. Gene Ontology annotation, biological process: monoatomic ion transport; ionotropic glutamate receptor signaling pathway. Lineage: Eukaryota; Metazoa; Mollusca; Bivalvia; Ostreida; Ostreidae. Gene Ontology annotation, cellular component: plasma membrane. Gene Ontology annotation, molecular function: NMDA glutamate receptor activity. The transcript is spliced from 9 exons. The coding region runs from base 357 to 3836 and encodes 1159 amino acids.